Messenger RNA from Magnolia sinica, 3573 nucleotides. RefSeq names its product 5'-3' exoribonuclease 3-like. Gene Ontology annotation, biological process: nuclear-transcribed mRNA catabolic process. Lineage: Eukaryota; Viridiplantae; Streptophyta; Magnoliopsida; Magnoliales; Magnoliaceae. The record is from RefSeq and is a predicted model, not a curated record. The coding region runs from base 181 to 3165 and encodes 994 amino acids. The transcript has 25 exons. Gene Ontology annotation, cellular component: nucleus. Gene Ontology annotation, molecular function: 5'-3' RNA exonuclease activity; RNA binding.
CAGUACUCGUCCGAACGAAUGACUAAUCAACGACCGAAUGACUUUUUAGUACAGAGAGAGGUGGCCUUUCCUUCUCAAGGAAGGAAAUAGAAGAAUCCAUCAUCUGAGUAAAGGUUUAAGAAGGAAGAAGAUGGUCGAGAGAGAAGGAGAGUGUCUAUAUUAGUUGGAUUUUCAGAGAGAAUGGGAGUGCCGUCGUUCAUCUGGUGGUUGGUGAGUAAGUAUCCAAAGAUAGUGGUGAAUGCAUGGGUAGAGAAAAGAGGAGAAGAUGGUGUUGUUGACACCACUCAGCAAAACCCAAAUGGAAUUGAAUUCGAUAACCUUUAUCUCGACAUGAACGCCGUCAUCUAUCCUUGUUUCCAUGGCAGCUAUCGCAUUAGUAACCGGUUAUCUCGCCCUUCGACAUUUGACGAGGUCUUUAGUACCAUUUUUGAAUACAUCGAUUGGCUCUUUCGCAUAGUGAGGCCGAGGAAGCUAUUGUACAUGGCCAUUGACGGAGUGGCGUCAACGGCCAAAAUGGAUAAGAUAAGAUGUAGGCGCUUCCUAACUGCAAAAGGAGCCGAACUCAGAGAUGCCAGGCGGGAAAAAUUGAGAAGAGAGUUUGAAAUCAAGGAGAAUGUUGUUCUUCCAAAAAUCUCAUCUGAGGUUUCGGAUCCUACUGUUAUAACACCAGGAACUGAAUUCAUGGAUAGAUUGUCGAAGGCACUUAAAUGCUAUAUUUGUUCGAGACUGAAAACUGACCCGGGUUGGAAAGACAUCAAGGUCAUACUGUCCGAUGCUAAUGUUCCUGGUGAGGGAAAGCAUAAGAUUAUGUCAUUCAUACGGCUACAACGGAAUCGUGAUGGAUACAAUCCUAAUACUCGUCACUGUGUGUAUGGAGGGGUUGGAUUCUUUGAACGCAUCACUGGACCACACAUUUGCUUGGACGCGGAUCUGAUAAUGUUGGCCUUAGCCACACAUGAAGUUCAUUUCUCUAUAUUGAGGGAGGAUGCAGCUGCCAGGGAGCAGCAAGCAAGCCGCAUAUCGUCCCCAGAAACAUCUCGUCCAAAGCAGAAUGUAUAUUCUGUAAGAUCAAGAGAGUGGUUUAUUAAGUUCCAUCAGGCUAAUGAUGGUUCUUCGUUAGCUACCAGUGAUAGUGCUUCAUUAGCUAAGACGCCGUUUCAGUUCUUAAAUAUUUGGACAUUACGAGAAUAUUUGGAACUCGACAUGACAAUUGCUGAACUUCCCAAAGAUUUCUUGAUAAACUUUGAGCGUAUUGUAGAUGAUUUCGUCUUCCUGUGUUUCUUCUUGGGAAAUGAUUUUUUGCCUGAGCUGCCUUUGUUGGGAACUCAUGAGGGCGCUAUGGAUUUGCUAAUGGCUGUUUACAAAAAGGAGUUCAAAAGCAUGGGUGGAUAUCUCACUGAUACAUGCCGAUUGCAAGAUGAGAAUGCUGCCUAUAUAAAAUUCGAAAGAGUUGAACAGCUUAUCCUUGCUGUUGGUUCUUAUGAAGAUAAAAUUUUCAAGAAAAGAUCAGAGAUCCGGAAGCGUAGGCUUGAUCGGAUCCUGCGUGAGAUUCUUGAAGACAGGGGUGAAGAAGAUUUUGAUAAUGUGGAAGAAGACUCAAAAUUCCAACUAAAUUCCCAUUCAUUGGACUUUAAUGGUCUUUCAAGUAUCAGAUGUUCGGUAACUGAUUAUUAUGAGGACACCGAGGAAUUCAUACAAAAGUUAAAGGAUUUGCUUCAACAGAAAUCAGACCUGUUAAAAAAUAACCUGCUUACAGAUAAGGUCAAUCUCGGUUCUGAAGGUUGGAAAGCUCAAUAUUAUAAGGAGAAAUUUUCUGUAGAAAAGCCUGAUGAAAUUGAAACCAAACGGAAAGAAAUUGUUCAAAAAUAUGUGGAAGGCCUAUGUUGGGUCCUACGCUGUUAUUUCGAAGGAGUGUGCUCAUGGAGCUGGUAUUACAAUCAUCAUUUUGGUCCAUUUGCUUCCGAUUUCAAGGGCCUUGGUGGAUCAUGGAUAGACUUUCAGUUGGGAACUCCAUUUAAACCGUUAGCUCAGCUUAUGGCUGUCCUUCCGCCAAGAAGUGCCCAUGCACUUCCAGAAGCAUAUAGGACUCUAAUGACUUGUUCAGAAUCAAAUAUCAUAGAUUUUUACCCCACCGAUUUUGAAGUUGACACAGACGGAGAGUGUGUUCUAUCACUGCUGCAAUUUAUUGAUGAGAAACGCCUUCUUUUGGAGAUUGAGAAACUAGAAAACAAACUAAAAGAUGAAGAAGUUCGAAGGAAUGUUGUGGCGCACGAAAUGAUUUUUGUUCGGGCCAGUCAUGAUUUAGGAUUGCAAGUUUCUUCUCUUUGUUCUCGAUGUUCAUGUGCAUCAGGGAAUGAGCAGAUCAUAAACAAAAUGACCAUUGACAGUGAGAAAAGCAAUGGCUUGAAUGGUUUUCUUAUGAGAUGCGAUGAGCAAUCAUGCUUGGAUGAUGGCAGCUCUCUCGUGAAGGGGAUGGAAUACACUAUGGAGAAUGAUGUUGUAUGUGCAAUGUUUGAGAACCCACUGUUUGAUUAUCAUAUUCCUGAGCCACCUAAAAAUGUUACAAUGCCUGAAAAGACGAUCACUGAAGCAGAUAUAAAACAAAGAGUGCUCUGGCAUGAAUAUAAUGGCCGUCAAUCGAAGGAAAAUAGAUUGCAAAAUUGUCAAAGGUAUGCGAUGGAAACAGGAAACGUUGGAAAUCCAACUUCAUCCGACCCAUCAUCGGAACGAGAAAUGUGGAAAGGGGUGGGGUCAGGUAGGGGUGGCGGGAGAGGAAAAGGGUCUCUGGAAAAUUCAAAUUGUAGUUGGAGUUCGGAGACUUGUAGGGGAAUUCAGGUGAGGAACAGUGGUUUUGGGGAACUGAGAAAUGCAAUGUGGGCCCAUAGGAGUGGAAGCUGGCAGUACAAUACUCCACCCGACAAUGAUUUGCAUGGUCAAGGCCGAGGGAGAGGAAAUCGUUCUUUUGAAGAAACGAGGUCUGGUCAGACUUCGGUGGCAGUCAGAGGAGUUUAUGAUAGAAAUGGAAGUUUCAACGCAUCAGGAAAUGGUUCAAGGGCCGAUAGGAGUGACAACUGGAGAUCCACUUCUCAACUUCCGGCAGCACCAACUUAUCAGGGCCGAGGAAGAGGCUGUUUUGAGCCGUCUUCUUCAAAUCGAAGAUGGUAGUUAAGACAUUUUGUUUGGGGAUCUUGUAUAGGGUGUUUUGGUUUUUGUCUUAGGGUGUGUUAGGCACCCAAUUUCAUGAAAUAUGAAAAUUUGCAUCAUUUAAAUCAUGAGAUACCUCGAUAUUUGGUACAACCGGAUGUGCCCCUUCAUGGUUGUUUUGGGCAAACUUCUUGGAGGCGAAGAUUGUAGUCAAGACAGUAAUUUAUUCAGGGAUCGUGUGUGUGUGUGCGCGUCUCAUUUUAGUAUGUGUUUGGUUGCACCCUAUUUUGUGAAAUAGGAAAAUUUGCAACAAAUUAGACUGAUAAAUCAUGAUCAUGAUAUUUGGUUCAACCAAACAUGCCCUUAUCAUUUAUUAUAAUUAAUAAGGGAAAGCAAUGAAAACUGUUAGGUGAUUUUGAUUCUGUUUUU